AUGGAGAGUACAGAUUCAUCAUCGGCUUCUAAACAACCUCAGUUACCGCCGGGCUUCCGCUUCCAUCCUACCGACGAAGAGUUGGUGGUUCACUACCUCAAGAAGAAAGCUGCUUCAGCUCCUUUGCCCGUCGCCAUCAUCGCUGAAGUUGAUCUCUAUAAGUUUGAUCCAUGGGAACUUCCAGCGAAGGCGACGUUUGGUGAGCAAGAGUGGUAUUUCUUUAGUCCGAGAGAUAGGAAGUACCCAAACGGAGCUCGGCCUAACAGGGCGGCAACUUCCGGUUACUGGAAAGCCACCGGAACUGAUAAGCCGGUGUUGACGUCCGGUGGAACUCAGAAGGUCGGAGUGAAGAAAGCACUUGUGUUUUACGGAGGAAAGCCACCAAAAGGGGCGAAAACCAAUUGGAUCAUGCAUGAAUAUCGACUUGCUGAUAAUAAAAACAAUAUCUCCAAACCCCCUGGUUGUGAUCCCACCAAUAAAAAAGCUUCUUUAAGGUUGGAUGACUGGGUUUUAUGUCGAAUCUACAAAAAGAACAAUAUUCAGAGGCCGGUAGAUAGCGACGGCGGUGGCGGCGAUCACACCAUGACCGGGAUGCUGGCAUCUAUUCCACCGUCUAUAUCACUCGGUAUCACCAGACCCACAUCAGGGUUCAAUGCAAUGCUCGAGAAUCAUGAUCAUCACAACGUUGUAUUCGAUUCGACGAUGUUAAACUCAAACGAAAACAACAACAACAACGUUAACAUCACCACCUCAAACAAUCUUCUUCCGAUCAAAAGAUCCUUCCCUGGUUUGUUCUGGAACGAAGAAAACCAUCAUUCAGGUAAUAGUAACAAUAAUUCAGUACCCUACACCAAAAGAUUUCUUGCAGAGAGUAACACCACGGAUGGCGGCGUUAUGGCGGCAAGAACCGCCGAUGAAAACAACGGUGGUUCAAUCGCCGGUUUUCUCAACCAGUUACCACAAACACCACAAAUGCACCACCAGCAAGCAAUGUUAGGUUCCAUCGGAGAUGGCGUUUUCCGGCAACAACCCUACCAGUUAUUACCUGGAAUGAACUGGUACUCGUAG
Messenger RNA from Cynara cardunculus var. scolymus (artichoke), 1068 nucleotides. RefSeq names its product NAC transcription factor 56-like. The record is from RefSeq and is a predicted model, not a curated record. Gene Ontology annotation, molecular function: DNA binding. Lineage: Eukaryota; Viridiplantae; Streptophyta; Magnoliopsida; Asterales; Asteraceae. The transcript has 3 exons. Bases 1 to 1068 code for a protein of 355 amino acids. Gene Ontology annotation, biological process: system development; regulation of DNA-templated transcription.